AGUCCGCGCUGCCAGCUCAGCUGACCUGACAGCUGCAGAUCACAGAUCAGACCCAAGACCAGAGCCAGUACUAGACCCGGGACCAGCACCAGAGCCAGACCCGGAGCCGCAGACCCGGAGAGCGGCAGGAUGAUGGCAGACUCCGGCAGUGAGGACGCGGCGGUCAUCGGAAACACGGACAUCUCCUCCGCCGAGGCCGAGAACAACCUCCGAAACACGAUGGUGGAAAAAGGCACGUCCCUGUUGAAGAAGCUGGAGAUCACAGUGUCAGAGGCGGAGAAGAGAACAGGGAAGAACAGUGUAAACAUGCAGGAAACCUACACCGUAUAUCUCAUUGAGACACGUCCGGCAGACUCGGGCUCAGAGGCAGGCACUCCGGUCCCUGACAUGCUCUGGAGACGCUACAGUGACUUUGAGCUGCUGCGCACCUACCUGCUGGUUACCUAUCCUUAUGUCAUCAUCCCUCCUCUGCCAGAGAAAAGGGCAAAGUUUGUGUGGCACAAGCUAUCUGCAGAUAACCUGGACCCAGACUUCGUGGAACGACGCAGAGUGGGGCUGGAGAACUUCCUGUUACGAGUAGCAUCACAUCCUCUUCUGUCCAACGACAAGAUCUUCUUCCUCUUCCUGACUGAUGAGAAAGGGUGGAGAGAUGCUGUUCUGGAGACUGGGUUUCAGGACAAGGUGGACUCCAGGCUGAAGUCUCUGAGUGCUUCUUUCAGAGUGAAGAACCCAGAUAAGCGAUUCACAGCACUCAAACAGUACAGCGACGAGCUCAACGCGGUCAUCUCACAACUGCUGCGAGUGCGAGCCAGAGUAGCAGACCGGCUGUAUGGAGUCUACAAGGUCCAUGGAAAUUAUGGACGGGUUUUCAGUGAGUGGAGCGCUAUAGAGAAGGAGAUGGGAGAUGGUCUACAGAGUGCAGGACACCACAUGGACACAUAUGCAGCCUCCAUAGAUGAUAUUUUAGAGGAGGAGGAGCACUACGCGGACCAGCUCAAAGAGUAUUUAUACUACACUGAGGCUGUGAGGUCGGUGUGUCGUAAACAUGAGCUGCUGCAGUAUGAGGUGGAGAUGGCAGCUCAGGACCUGGCCUAUAAGAAGCAACAGAGAGAGGAGCUGGUCACUGGGACAGUGCGGGUGUUCUCUCUCAAAGGCAUGACCUCUAAGCUGUUUGGGCAGGAGAGUCAGGAGCAGAGGGAGCAGAGACUGGCCGCUUUGGAACAGGGCAUCCAGGAGGGAGAGGAGCUGCUCAAGGACAAGAACCACGAGUGCCAGGAGUUUGUGCAGUCUGCGUGGAAAGACAUUGAGCGCUUUAAGGAGCAGAAAGAUCGCGAUUUACGAGAAGCUCUUAUCAGCUACGCCAUCAUGCAAAUCAGCAUGUGCAAAAAGGGAGUCCAGGUGUGGUCCAAUGCCAAGGAGUGCUUCAACAAAAUGUGAGCCACUUUUCAACCAAACUGUAGCCCCUCAGAUGCAGCCACGGUGGGGGAACUUUUUAGCCCUGCCCUCUCUCCUCUGGUUCUGGAAAUCAAAUCCUCAUAAAUUUUCCCCAUAUCCUGCAAGGAAAGAGUAAAUACGUAAUCCUAUGAGGUAACUUUUCACAGCACAGUUAUAUUAAAACAAAAAUAUUAGAAAAUAUUUUGGUAACACUUUAUAAUAAUAACUACACUUAAUUCAUAAUGAACAAAUAUUUUAUUAAGAAUGAUUCAGACUUGGUAACUACUUAAGGGAGCACUAGCCAAGUUAUAUGUCAGAUCUGUGGAGAGGCUUGGUAGUUGCUAAGCCUGAAUCAUUUUUUAUAAACUAUAUGUUCAUUAUGAAGUCUCUGUUCAUGCUUUGUAAAUGGUCUUAUUAUAAAGUUGUUGUUUUUUUAAAUAAAUUUGAAAAUAUGGCACAGUACAUUUCAUAACUUAAACAAAAUCACAUGUGUGUUCUUAUUAGAAAUGUUAUGCUUUAUGGGCGUUACUUGGGUAAUUUAUCUAAAAGGAGUCACGUAAAGACCGAACCAAUUUCUCUCACAGCUGCUGAUUAUAAAGUAAUCUGCCAAAACAAAAAAAAACUAACCAGGAUAUUCACUAGUCAUAUAAAACUGAACAUUUUGGAAGCAAAGAUCAUAAAUGAUUUUCUUCAAUUUAAUAUUAUUCUAUAUACAAAUAUUACAAGGUCACAGGGGAUCAUAAAAUGGUUGUUAAUUUAAUUUAUUUUUUUUUAUUUUAUUUUUUUUUCAAAUUUCGCAAUUGUCUGUAAAAUUUUUAAAGUGCAUAUGACAGGUUUUUCACUGAAACACAGUUGACAUUUAGGAUUCUAUUUCCUGAUUAGACUGAUAGACUUAGAACACACUUAAUCCCAUGACUGUUACCUAGCAACCAUAAUGUUAACAAGAGCCAAAGCUGAUCUAAUAUUCACAAUAGUUAUACAAAUAAAUAUAUACAAUAACAUUUUUAUUUUGUUGAAAAAUGUAUUCCAAAAAUUGUCUCUGCAUUUUGUAUUAAACUUUUUUUUUUCCACAAACUGCCACUGAUGUAAAACUAUGAUAAAUAUUGACGACAGGUACUAUUUCCCCAAACCAAGUCAUACGAUAACAUGAAAACCUGUUAUAUGUACUUUAACUUCUGUAGAUACAUACAAUUGUCAGUUUUGUAAAGCACAAAUGCUGAAAUCCCUUAUUUGAACUGCUUUUGGUGGUUUGUGUUAAAGUGGAGCCCGGAUCUCCUGUCUGCCCCUCUUCUCUGUCACGUUUUAAUAAGCUCUCUCAUACCAGAGGCCUGUGCACCCAAGGUCACCUACAACUUACAGUUUCAGUGCACAUGGAGCGACUUUGCAGAGCUAUUUUAUGCGGUGCAGCUAAGACAAUUUGCGAGUAAAUUUUCCUCAAGGUAAAAGUAAUGAGAUUUAAGGUGUUAAACGUAUGAAUCACAAUGUUUUUUAGAUACACUAGAUGGUGCUGUCAACUACCAAAAGUAGAUUUGUACAGGCAGCCUUAACAAAUGUUAGAGCUAAAAUGUAGAAACAAAAUAAAACAUAUCCAUAUCGAAAUGUCUAAAAUUAAAUAUCUAAUUUUAAUGGACGAAAAGGUUUGUGGAUGGCUAAAAGUACACAAACACUACCAGUCAAGAGUUUGGAUAAAUUUUUUCUUUUUUUUUUUGUUGUUUGUUCUUUAUGUAGUAAACAAAAAUUAAACUCAAAAUAAUUCCAAACUUGUUUUAGAUUUUCAAAUAUAGCUUUGCGCUCUUGGCAUUUCUUGACCCUAACAAGUGGAAACCAUUUCAGGAGAUGGUUUGAAGCACUGACAAAGCAAAGGGUGUCUACUUAGAGGAUUUGAAUUUGAGAUUUUUUUUGUUGAACUUUUUUUUCCAUUGCUACGUAAGUCCAUACUCUGUCAUCUGUAUAUAUCUGAAAUGUAGAAAGUAGUAAACACAGUAGUAACACUGAAAGAAUGGGUGUGUCCAAACUUUUGACUGGUUGUGUUUGUAGAAUAAACACAAAUGAAUGGGCGACAGUAGGGUAGAUCCAAGUCCCACUUUAAGAAUCAGACCAGAGUUAAAAUAAAAUUUUCUAAAGCUAUGGAUUUAGUCCAUUAAACAUGACAUUUUCUUUGACUAAAACAAAACAAAAAAUCAGAGUUAUCAAAGACGUACGUGUGUAUUUUCAUAUUAACUGAAUUCAAGGGCUAACUAAUGACAAGAGGUCUUUACUUGAUUAAUAUAAAUGGAUUUGAACUUAAAGCUGCACUAUGUAACUUUUCUGGUGGUUGGUCUAUCGCCUGCUUGUUUCCAUGGAGAUGUCAUUGCUUUACCUAGAAUGUUCCCCAGUACGGCAUUAAACGUAUCUGUCUCACGUUUAUUGCUGCAGGUGCAUAUACCAUUCAAUAUUCUUAUUGCGUACGGAAUCAUCUCUCCACAGAUCUGACCUUUAACUUGACUGGGAUACAUCAGAUUCAUGAGAUAUUUAAUGCUGUGGAAUUUUGGAAGGAAGUACGUGGUGGACCCUUAACUGGUAAAGUUACAUGGUGCAGCUUUAAAGUGAAAAUUUACAUUGUAGAUUUAUUUGUGUUGCCCUCUUUUGGCAGAUAUACUGUGUACGUUAUCUUUGAAGCCAACUUUAAAUGUGCCAUUAAAGGUGCACUAUGCAGCUUUUGUGCGUUCACCCACCUCUCUGUCUCCAUGGAGAUGUUAUUGCUUUGCCUGGAAUGCUUUUUUAUUCCUUUAGUCGUAUUUUUAUUACUUCUUUAAAACCAUUCAAACUUACUAUGAUUGGGAUUGCCUGUCCACAAAUUUACAGAUAAUUGUAAUGCCAUGCUGUGGAACUUUUUUUUGGCAAAGUGGUAACAUAUCCAUGGAGACCAUAGACUGUAUAAAGGAAUGGACUAAGGCAGUGUGACGUCACCCUUAACGUUCAGCUCCAGUCAAAUGAAGCACAUCGAGGCUAGCAGUUAUAACGGCAGAUUUGGAAUAAAAUUGCAUAUUGGGAAUUCCAACCGCGAGUAUCAUAGCAACCAGAGAGCCAAUCCGAAUCGACGCUGUUGUAGGUAACCCUUCCCACCUGCACCACUGGUUUAGCAAUCAAACCUGUUGCUAACACUGGCAGGAGCGACCUCGGGGGGAAAAAGGCACCUGAUUUGCCUGUUAUUAAUGUUCAUAUAUUGAUUUACAGACACAAUAGUGAACUAAAAGGAUCAUACAGAGCGGGUUAAUGUGAAUAUUUUAAGACCGAAAUGACGAGCCUGACAGCAGCAGUUACAGAGAGAGGGACGACAGUUUUUUAAUAUAAAGUGAAUUGUGGCCAGAGUCAAUGGAGCCGGAAGCGCGUCCAUGAACACUUCCUGUUUGGGACGCAGGGGCUAGCGGGUUAGCUAUGCCCAUUUAUAUAUACAGUCUAUGGUGGAGAGGAGCAGUUGACCGGCCGGAAAAGUGAACUCAAAAUGUUGUAUUUGUAAAUGUUAUUGUUUUACGUUAAGCUUGUAAGAUGCUUGCCUAAGGUGUCCUAACCCAACAACACACCUCUAUUGUGCCUUAAAACCAUUCACCAGUCACUUAAGAGACGUUCAUUGGGUCUGUAAUCACUCACUGCAGUUUCUACUUGAAUUUGUGCCUAUAUAAAGUUUGUGUAUUAAGUUUGCCAAUUAUAAUAGUGCAGAUGCAAUGUGUGUAUGCUAUUGGCUGUUGGCUUACAUAUUUUCUUUGCUGUUUGACCAAAAAUGCACUAAAACAUUACCAGACAUCAUUCAUUAAUCAAAUAAUUUUCACCAAAUGAGAAAAACUUAAAAAAUGUUUACUAUAUUUGCUUAUUUUAAAGGUGCUGUACCUGAUUUUUACAGUCUUAUAAACGUGAAAAACAGAACUAAUUAAUUUGCAGUGGUCCAAAGUUAUUCCUUACUUACCUUGUGUAUUCUGAUUAUCCUAAUUAUUCACCGUGAUGAGUUUAUAAGCGCUUUUCACAACUCGCAGAGACCAGUGCAGCGCUAACGACAGCUAGCAUGCUAACACGGUAAUCAAAAACACUUCUUAAUUAGAUGCAGAGAGUUCGCAACAGAUAUUUUGACCUCAAGAGCUGUUUAUACAAUACAUCUGUUCUGGGGCAAGAGCCUUUUAGUACAAUGUUAAUUUUGCUUUGUUUUACACUGUUGCACAAUGACAUUUGAUUUCACACAAUGCCUUAUAUUUGGAAAAAUGUUUUAACUUUUGCCCGAACCAAGAUUCCGUCUGAAUGGGUCUCUUUGCUGUAUGUUUUCUAUGUUAAAUGUUUAAUACAAAUUGUUGCUUUCAUAAUCAUUUUUGCCAAAACACUAAUAAAAGUCUUUACAAUGAC
This is a messenger RNA of Periophthalmus magnuspinnatus, 5805 nucleotides long. Its product is annotated as sorting nexin-4. Lineage: Eukaryota; Metazoa; Chordata; Actinopteri; Gobiiformes; Gobiidae. The record is from RefSeq and is a predicted model, not a curated record. The coding region runs from base 130 to 1437 and encodes 435 amino acids. The transcript is spliced from 14 exons. Gene Ontology annotation, molecular function: phosphatidylinositol binding. Gene Ontology annotation, biological process: protein transport.